Molecule: messenger RNA, 2019 nt
Organism: Suillus discolor
Lineage: Eukaryota; Fungi; Basidiomycota; Agaricomycetes; Boletales; Suillaceae
Product: WD40-repeat-containing domain protein
Exons: 5
Coding region: 1-1929 (642 amino acids)
Molecular function (GO): protein binding
Source: RefSeq, a predicted model, not a curated record
AUGCCGUCAUCCACCAGUAAAACAGCAGUGGUCACGCCAUGCCACACGAUGCAGGGUCAUGCAAGACAGGUCAACAGUGCUGUGCACUUGCCUGAUGGACGACACAUCAUCACAUGUUCGUCGGACGGCUCACUCCGACUAUGGGACCUAGAGAGCGGCACACAGAUAGGCGAGGACUGGCGAGACGAGGAUAACGUAGUAUUUCGAUCCCUGGCAUUGUCUCCAAACGGCAAGAUGAUUGCAAGCGGGGACUAUGACGGGAAAGUGAGGUUGUGGGAUGUCGAGACGAGGAAGGUCAUUGCCAGAUGGACAGGACAUGCCCAUACUGUGCAAUCAUUGUGCUGGAGUGCAGAUGAUAAACAAGUGGCAAGUGGAUCCUGGGAUGGGACGGCAAGAAUCUGGGAGGUCAAGAAGGGCAAAACUAUUCUGAAAAUUGAAACCAGUCACGCCCGGGUGAAUGCGGUGAUGUACUCGCCUGACUCAUCAAAACUUGCCACGGGCCGGGGGGAUAUGAGGAGAACGCUCUUGGCAUGGACGUCCUUGGAUGGAAAUGGCAAACUUAUCUCCGAUUCAUAUGAUCUGAUUAGGAUAUACGACACCGCCACUUGGGAACAAAUCGCUAUCCUUGAAGGUCACACAAAGCAUGUCACCGCCCUCUCCUUGUCUCAGAACAACCGCCUCCUCGCAAGUGCAUCUUAUGACAAAACAGCGCGUCUAUGGAAUCUUGACACCAACCUCCCAGUUGGACUACCCCUCCAGCAUGAGAACGUUUUGUGGUCCGUAGCUCUUUCCCCUGAUGCAAAGGUGCUAGUUACUGCCGAGGACACAACCGCGUACACUUGGGACGUUUAUACCAUCCUCAAAGAAGCUGGCCUUGAGGACCUACUUUCCAUUGAUUCCAAUAUUGUCACGGCACCAGAGGAGAGACGGGAACAGGAACAGACGGCACCUCAAGAUGAUGAUUCAGGGAUACAGCACACACCCCGCUCUUCGCUCAGUGACAGUGAUGCUACGCGAUGUCCUGGCCAAUCUGACGAUAUAGAUGAACUCCCGCCAAUGUUUUUUCACGGCAUGGAAGCCCCUCAGUCCUCCCCAAUGGAUGGUGCACACCCACAUUCCUCUGCAAAUGCAUUCCUCGCUCGCCUUCUCUCGCUCCUCCGCCGCUUUCGACCCGACAAUGAUGGAAUGACUGAACUUCCGCAACCUUCACGGCCUUUGGCGGUCCAUCUACGCACACUCCUCGCUCGCCUGUCCUCACUCAUUCACCGCUUUGCACCCGAAAGUGAUGCACCAAAUGAACUUCAGCAACCCUCCACGUCUUCCUGGUUAGAUCCACAUGUGCUCCUGGCUCGCCUUUCCUCACUAUUUCCCCGAUCUCGACUCAAUACUGACGAAGAAGCCGAACAUCAUCCAACAUUGCCUACGAGAUCACAUGCAGAUGGGAGGCUCAUCGGCCGGCUGUCCUCAUUCUUCUGCUCUCAACCCCACACCAACGAAGAAGCCGAACAUCAUCCCACAGUGGCUUCAAGUUCACGUCCAGAUGCGAGGCUCAUUAUCCGGCUGUCUUCACUCUUCCGCUCUCAACCCCACACCAACGAAAGAAUAGAACUUUCGCAACGCCCAAGUCAUCCUCGCGUUGUCAAUGUGGCUGCAGUGCGGGACAAGCAGGCUUUGUUUGUUGCUCGGGGGCCAAAUUUUAAGAGAGCAAAACGAGCAUAUGAGCAACGAACCGAAUCGCACGCCCAAGCUCAGGCGUCGUCAUCGGGCACUCAGCCUACCCAUGCUUCAACAUUGGCGACACCUCCUAUUCCAGGUACUAAACCUACCACAACAGGUGCGGCAACCCCACAGUCACCACCCAUCCCAUGGUGGAGUCAGCUCGUGUUAUUUCUCUGCUGUGCAUAUCCACCACAUGCCAAUAGUCAUUGACACAAUUAGCAUUGCAGCAUUUGGACAACUACUUCACCUUUGCUUCUAGUGAUUCCGCACUUAUGUCUCUUUCCUUAUGUCUUUCAAUAC